This is a messenger RNA of Carlito syrichta (Philippine tarsier), 1877 nucleotides long. RefSeq names its product mitogen-activated protein kinase 13 (gene MAPK13). Gene Ontology annotation, biological process: intracellular signal transduction; protein phosphorylation. The transcript has 13 exons. Gene Ontology annotation, molecular function: MAP kinase activity; ATP binding. Bases 1 to 1215 code for a protein of 404 amino acids. NCBI's taxonomy places the organism in Eukaryota, Metazoa, Chordata, Mammalia, Primates, Tarsiidae. The record is from RefSeq and is a predicted model, not a curated record. Gene Ontology annotation, cellular component: nucleus; cytoplasm.
AUGCAUGCUACCCUCCCAUGGACAAGGCAGAGAGCAAAUGGAGCAGAGGGAGGCCUGGGCACCAGACCUUCCCCUGGCCACAUCUUGGCAGGAUUGGGUCAAGAGCACCAUCCUGGGGGCUGGGUACAAGGAGGACCGCCACCGGGCGAGGGGCCCAAGCGUUCGUCGGGGCCCUGCCCGCUGUUCCGGAUGAGGACAUCCAGGUCCCAGGAGGGGGACGGGCCUUGGCAGGCUGCCUCCGCCAUCGACAAGCGGUCCGGGGAGAAGGUGGCCAUCAAGAAGCUGAGCCGGCCCUUCCAGUCUGAGAUCUUCGCCAAGCGGGCCUACCGGGAGCUGCUGCUGCUGAAACACAUGCAGCAUGAGAACGUCAUUGGGCUCCUGGAUGUCUUCACCCCUGCCUCCUCGCUGCGCAACUUCCAUGACUUCUACCUGGUGAUGCCCUUCAUGCAGACAGACCUGCAGAAGAUCAUAGGCAUGGAGUUCAGUGAGGACAAGAUCCAGUGCCUGGUGUACCAGAUGCUCAAAGGACUGAAGUACAUCCACUCAGCGGGGGUCGUCCACAGGGACCUGAAACCAGGCAACCUGGCCGUGAACGAGGACUGUGAGCUGAAGAUCCUGGACUUUGGGCUGGCGCGGCCUGCCGACACCGAGAUGACCGGCUAUGUGGUGACCCGCUGGUACCGGGCCCCUGAGGUGAUCCUCAGCUGGAUGCACUACAACCAAACCGUGGACAUCUGGUCUGUUGGCUGUAUCAUGGCGGAGAUGCUGACCGGGAAAACUCUGUUCAAGGGGAAAGACUACCUGGACCAGUUGACCCAGAUCCUGAAAGUGACCGGGGUGCCGGGCGCAGAGUUUGUGCAGAAGCUGAACGACAAAGCGGCCAAAUCCUACAUCCAGUCCCUGCCGCAGACCCCCAAGAAGGAUUUCACCCAGCUCUUCCCCAAGGCCAGCCCCCAGGCCAUAGACCUGCUGGAGAAGAUGCUGGAGCUAGACGUGGACAAGCGCCUGACAGCCUCGCAGGCCCUCACCCACCCCUUCUUCGAGCCCUUCCGGGAGCCUGAGGAGGAGACGGAGGCCCAGCAGCCCUUUGACGACGCCUUAGAACACGAGAAGCUCACGGUGGACGAGUGGAAGCAGCACAUCUACAAGGAGGUCGUGAACUUCAGUCCCAUUGCCCGGAAGGACUCACGGCGCCGGAGCGGCAUGAAGCUGUAGUGACCCCUCCAGUUGAGCCAGAGGAUGCUGCCUGAGGACCAGAAUCUAUUUGUCAGGCUGAACUGUGAACCCUUCUUGGAAUAUAGCCUUUCCACCAGAGCCCUCUUCUCAUGUAGGAAAGGGACCUAGCCGUUGCAGACUCCAAGGAUGUUGGUUGGGAGAAAAUAGCCCUGAUUGUAAUGGGCUUUGUUAAAACCCCUGUCUAGAGAAUUGUGCAAGGGUGGGGGCCUUUCCUUCCUGCUGUGGCGAGCUGAGAGGGUGACGAACCAGUCUGGGUCCAUGACACUGACGUGUGUGAGUCUCCUACAGCUGCUGUGACAGAUGACCCCCAAUGGAUGACUUAAUGCUUAGCUCUGGGGCUAGAGGUCUGAGGUCACACUGUCGACAGGGCCACGGUCCUCCGGAAGGCUCUGGGGAAGGAUCCUUCCUUGCAUCUUUUUAAGCUUCUGGUGAUGGUCGGCAGUUCUUGGUGCUCCCUGGCGUGUCACCACACCACUCCAGUCUCUGCGUGUGUGUCCACGUGGUCUUCUUGCCCCGACUGUCUUCUUUUAAGAACACCAGUCACCGGGUUGAGGGCCUGCCUCAAUCCGGUAUGAUCUCUUCCCGUUCUUACUAAUUACGCCCCUGAAGACUGUUUCCAAAUAAAGUCACGUUCUCAGGUU